Molecule: messenger RNA, 3762 nt
Organism: Coffea eugenioides
Lineage: Eukaryota; Viridiplantae; Streptophyta; Magnoliopsida; Gentianales; Rubiaceae
Product: serine/threonine-protein kinase-like protein ACR4
Exons: 2
Coding region: 627-3353 (908 amino acids)
Biological process (GO): protein phosphorylation
Molecular function (GO): protein binding; ATP binding; protein kinase activity
Source: RefSeq, a predicted model, not a curated record
CCCUCUCUCUGUUUCUCUGUGUCUCUUUCUCUCUCACACAGUCACGCACUCAGACACCCUUCACUAUCAUCAUCAUCAUCCUUCUCCUCCACCUCUUCACCCUUGGCUGCUAUAGCUAUACCAAAAUUCCCUUCUUGAACACUUCUAGAGCAGCUUAAACUGCCAAGAAGAAAGUAGAGAGCAAUAACAUGAAGAAAAAAGCUUCAGGGUGUUCAAGAUGUUGGAAAUGUGGUAGAAAGUGUGUUCUUUAUCCAAGGAUGCAGAAAUCCCAAUUGGCAGCUUCUUGGCUUUGAGAAGGCUAGCUGCUCUCAUUCAGCAGAGUGACCUGGUGACUAAGAGCUGCAGGAAUUUUUUACCUUUAGCAUAUUUCUUGGUAAAAAAAGAAAUUUUUGGUUUUUAUAGGAAGGGGUAUUUGGAUGGUUUCGGUAUGUUGGCCUGAUUUAGAAGUUUCGGAUGUCUGGUUUUGUUUACAUUUGCUUCUUCAGCAUUUUUUUCUUGGUGUUGGAAAUUUACCUGCUUUGGUUGAGUAAUGUUGUAUUUUUACAGUGAAAAAGAGCUCCAGAGUAGAAUGGAUCAAUGUUGGUAUAUGCCUUUUACUCUGACAGUAGAAUCUAAUUGGUCAAAAGAUGCACAUUAGAGGCAACGUGAUUUCUCUUUUGUACUAUUUCCUUGGGGUUGUAAUAUUCUUGGCUGUGUUUUUGGAUUCAUGGGGGAAAGUUUUGAGCUUGGGAUCCAUGUCUUCCAUUGCCAUUUCUUAUGGGGAAUCUGGCCCUGUUUUCUGUGGCCUAAAGGCAGAUGGUUCACAUCUCGUGACUUGCUAUGGCUCUAACUAUGCUAUAAUGUAUGGAACUCCACCUCAUUUUCCUUUCCAAGGACUAACAGCAGGAAAUGGAUUUGUUUGUGGGCUUCUAAGUGACUCUAACCAACCGUAUUGUUGGGGAAGUAGUAAUUUUGUUCAGAUGGGAGUGCCUCAGCCGAUUGUCAAGGGGUCUGAGUACUUGGAGAUAAGUGCAGGAGAUCAUCAUUUGUGUGGCUUGAGGAAACCCUUGAUGGGAAAUCAGAGAAACACUUCACUGGUUGAUUGUUGGGGUUACAACAUGACAAGGAAUUAUGUUUUUGAUGGGCAGAUCCAGUCAAUCUCUGCUGGUUCAGAGUUUAACUGUGGAUUGUUUUCUCAAAACAGGAGUGUUUUCUGCUGGGGUGAUGAGACAAGUAGCAGGGUGAUUAGUCUGAUUCCGAAAGAAUUGAGGUUGCAGAAGAUUGCAGCCGGGGGUUUUCAUGUGUGUGGGAUCCUAGAGGGGAUAAAUUCUAGAGCUAUUUGCUGGGGAAGAAGCUUAGACUUUGACAAAGAGAUAUCUCUCCAGUAUUCUGCAAACCUAAAUGUUGACUUGGCACCGACUGAUCCAAUGCUUUCUGUGGUUGGAGGAAGGUUUCAUGCUUGCGGAAUUAAAAGUUAUGAUCAUGGGGUGGUUUGUUGGGGUUAUCAUGUUGAGACCAGCACUCCACCUCCUAGUGGUAUCAAGCUUUUUGAGAUUGCAGCUGGAGAUUAUUUCACUUGUGGGAUUCUUGUGGAGACCUCUCUCUUACCUGUUUGCUGGGGUGCCGGUUUUCCAGCAUCUCUGCCUGUAGCUGUCUCUCCUGGAUUAUGCAAAUCUAGACCUUGUGAACCUGGUUUCUAUGCAUUUAAUAAUGUAACUGCACCUUGUAGGUCUCCAGGUUCUCGCAUAUGCUUCCCCUGCAGCGGCGGCUGCCCUGCUGAAAUGUACCUAAAAGCGGAAUGCUCUCCAACGUCUGACAGAUUGUGUGAAUACAACUGCUCAAGCUGCAUUAGCGCUGACUGCUUCUCAAAUUGUUCAAAGGCUGCUUCAGGAAAGAAACAUGGGAAGUUUUGGUCCUUCCAGCUUCCAGUCAUAGUUGCAGAGAUUGCUUUUGCAGUCUUCUUGGUCAGUGUCGUCUCCCUCACUUCAAUGUUAUAUGUUCGGUACAGGUUAAGGAACUGUAGGUGCCCAGGGAAAAGCUUCAAAUCCAAGAGGAAUAGUGGAACUGGUUCUUUUCACACUGAGAAUGGUAAAGUUAGGCCUGACCUGGAUGAACUUAAGAUAAGAAGAGCAAAAAUGUUUACUUAUGAGGAACUUGAGAAAGCCACUGGGGGUUUCAAAGAAGAAUCACAGGUUGGAAAGGGAAGCUUUUCGUGUGUCUUCAAAGGGGUCUUGAAGGAUGGGACAGUUGUUGCAGUUAAGAGGGCUAUUAUGUCUUCUGACAUGAAGAAGAAUUCAAAAGAGUUCCAUACUGAGUUAGACUUACUUUCUAGACUGAAUCAUGCUCAUUUGCUCAAUUUGCUCGGUUAUUGUGAAGAAGGUGGAGAAAGGCUUCUGGUAUAUGAGUUCAUGGCUAAUGGAUCACUACAUCAACAUCUCCAUGGGAAGAACAAUGCGUUGAAGGAGCAGUUGGAUUGGGUAAGGAGAGUUACCAUUGCUGUUCAAGCUGCUCGGGGGAUUGAAUACUUGCAUGGUUAUGCUUGCCCUCCUGUUAUUCACCGCGACAUAAAGUCCUCAAACAUCCUUAUAGACGAAGAACACAACGCCAGAGUUGCUGAUUUUGGUCUGUCUUUGCUAGGACCUGCUAAUAGUAGUUCACCAUUGGCUGAGCUACCUGCAGGAACUCUUGGCUAUCUUGAUCCCGAGUACUAUAGACUUCACUACCUCACUACCAAAUCCGAUGUUUAUAGCUUUGGUGUUUUGCUGCUGGAGAUUCUCAGUGGACGAAAAGCAAUAGAUAUGCAAUAUGAAGAAGGGAAUGUAGUUGAAUGGGCAGUUCCUUUGAUCAAGGCAGGAGAUAUACAAGCAAUCUUAGAUCCAAUUCUGAAACAACCAUCUGAUCUUGAAGCUCUAAGGAGGAUUGCAAAUAUAGCAAGCAAAAGUGUAAGAAUGAGAGGCAAAGAAAGGCCAUCAAUGGACAAGGUGACUACUGCUCUGGAGCGCGCUCUUGCACUCCUCAUGGGUAGUCCAAGCAAUGAGCAGCCCAUCUUGCCUACCGAGGUAGUCUUGGGAAGCAGCAGAAUGCACAAGAAAUCCUCUCAAAGAUCUUCAAACCGUUCAGCGUCUGAAACAGAUGUAGCAGACACAGAGGAUCAAAGAUUUGAAUUCAGGGCCCCUUCAUGGAUAACUUUUCCUAGUGUAACAUCUUCACAGAGGAGAAAGUCCUCGGUCUCUGAUGCAGAUGUUGAAGGGAAGAACUUGGAAUCCAGAAAUUUGGGAAAUGGCACAAAUCCUGGAGAUGGGUUAAGAUGUUUGGAAGAAGAGAUUGGUCCAGCUUCUCCUCAAGAACAAUUGUUCUUGCAGCACAAUUUCUAACCACUCAGAAAACACACAAAAGACAUAUUCAAAACUUCUUACUGCUACUUUUUUGUGGGGGAAUUGCUUUCUCAACAAAAGAAAUGUAUAGAGGCAGAAGAGAGGGAGCAUGUUUCUUGAUGAUUCUGGACUUCAUCACCAGUCACUGCAUCAAAAUACUUCCAUUGAUCCUCUGUUUAUGUAAUUUUUUCAGUUGCAUUUUGUGCAUUCCCUUCUCAUUAUUUGCUUCCUUUUUGGGCAUAAAUUAGGAUUCAAUCAUUAUGCAAGUAAAUUUUGUACUCUUGACAUUCUUUUAGCAACUUGAAGUUAGUAGUAUCAACUUUCUAGCAUAGUCUCAUUUAUGUUGUCUGUAAUUUUCUUGCCUGAUGUGGUAUUAUAAAUAAUUUUUGCCACAGCUUGUACUCGAAAA